UGCUGGGGUCCCCAGCGGCAGGCGCGAGCGAGCAAGCACAGCCCGAGCCCAGAGCCAACUCACUUUGAAUAUAUCAGCUAGAUGGAUAUUUAACCUUUCUGAGCAUCUGCUUCCAGCUGCCUAAAAUCAGAUCCUGGCCAUACUGAACAAUGUCACUUGCCCUGUAUACCUGCCUUCUCUGGCUGUCCACCAGUGGCCUCUGGACCAUCCAGGCUGAGGACUCCAAUGCUGCUAUAAGCACGAAAAGCCCUCACCGGGACCUGGCUCCAAUCAAUGCUGAUUUUGCCUUUAGCCUGUAUAAGCACCUGGUGGCCUUGGCUCCUGACAGGAACACCUUCAUCUCCCCAGUGAGCGUCUCCAUAGCCCUAGCUAUGCUGUCCCUGGGUGCUGGUGGCCACACACGGGCCCAGCUUCUGCAGGGCCUGGGCUUCAACCUCACAGAGACAUCUGAAGGUGAAAUACACCAGAGCUUCCGGCACCUCCAGCACCUCCUCCGGGAGUCAGACACCGGCUUGGAAAUCACUAUGGGCAGCACCUUGUUCCUUGACCACAGCCUGGAGCUGCUCAACUCGUUCUUGGAAGAUAUCAAACACUACUAUGGGUCAGAGGCCUUGUCUGUGGAUUUCCAGAAGUGGGCUGGGACCAACAGACAGAUCAACGAGUACAUCAAGAAUAAGACCCCGGGGAAAACGGCAGACAUGUUCUUAGACCCGGACAGCCCGGCCAUCCCCACCCUGGUCAGCUACAUCUUCUCCAAAGGCACAUGGACACAGCCCUCCAACCCGGAGAGAACCGUGGAGAAGAACUUCUAUGUGAAUGAGACGACCACCGUGAAGGUGCCCAUGAUGUUCCAGUCGAGCUCCGUCAAGCACCUUCUCGACCCGGAGCUCCCCUGCCAGGUGGUGCAGCUGGACCACUCGGGCAACCAGACCAUCUUCUUCGUCCUUCCUGAUCUGGGGCAGAUGGACACAGUCACUGCCGCACUGAGCAGGGACAUGAUGGAGAGAUGGUCCAUGUCCCUGGCCAGGAGCCAGGUGCACCUGUACAUCCCCAAAGUCUCCAUCUCUGGCACCUAUGACCUCAGGGGCGUGCUGGAAGACAUGGGUAUUAAAGACAUGUUCACCAACCGGGCAAACUUCUCAGGCAUCAGCCAUGCAGAGCAGCUGAAGGUAUCAAAGGUGAUUCAUAAGGCCAUGCUGCAACUGGACGAGGAGGGUGUGAAGCCAGCUGCCACCAAGGGCACCCUGGAGCUGGAGUCCGAGCCACUCACCAUAAGCUUCAACCGGCCCUUCCUUAUCAUGGUCUUCGACCACUUCACAUGGAGCAGCCUGUUCCUGGGCAAGGUGGUGAAUCCAACCUGAGAGCAUUGACCUGGGAGCCA
Molecule: messenger RNA, 1381 nt
Organism: Urocitellus parryii (Arctic ground squirrel)
Lineage: Eukaryota; Metazoa; Chordata; Mammalia; Rodentia; Sciuridae
Gene: Serpina6
Product: serpin family A member 6
Molecular function (GO): serine-type endopeptidase inhibitor activity
Source: RefSeq, a predicted model, not a curated record